Messenger RNA from Arabis nemorensis, 606 nucleotides. NCBI's taxonomy places the organism in Eukaryota, Viridiplantae, Streptophyta, Magnoliopsida, Brassicales, Brassicaceae. The record is from the annotation of a GenBank genome assembly.
AUGGAAUCGGUAGAAAAACCCGAAGAACCCGUCCCAGUAAGUUCUUCAAGAUUAGCUGGAAUGCCCAACUGGGGAACAGCAACUGUUGUUGGGAUAUUUGCAGGAUUGCUUUAUGGAGGAAGCAAAGAAGCUUCUGCUUCUGUGAGUAAGGAUGCAGAAGUGAUGUUGAAGAUGGGUAGUACACAGGAUAAGCGUGAACAACACAGAUUGAUGCGAGAUGCGAUGGAGAAAAGAUUCAUCCGAGUAACUCGUGGCUCCAUCAUUGGAGGGUUACGCCUUGGAAUGUUCACUGCCUCAUUCUUUAGUCUACAAAACUUUUUAGCUGAGACGCGAGGAGUGCAUGAUGUUUUCAAUGUUGUAGGAGCUGGUUCAGCAACUGCUGCAGUAUUUGGCCUAAUCAUGCCGGGGUCUCUUGCUUGGCGCGCGCGGAAUGUGAUGCUUGGUUCAAUUCUUGGAGCUACAGUCUGCUUCCCUCUUGGUUGGGUACAACUGAAGCUCAUGGAGAAAGCAAACGAAGGCAACAAAGAAGACACGAGCCACCAUGGCGAGGUCACGAGUGGGGUUGGUGCAGCCAUUGAGAGGCUCGAACAACAGUUGAGAAAAUAA